This is a messenger RNA of Alexandromys fortis (reed vole), 5843 nucleotides long. It is a transcript of the gene Lrrc74b, whose product is annotated as leucine rich repeat containing 74B. The transcript is spliced from 9 exons. Gene Ontology annotation, molecular function: protein binding. The record is from RefSeq and is a predicted model, not a curated record. Bases 57 to 1253 code for a protein of 398 amino acids. NCBI's taxonomy places the organism in Eukaryota, Metazoa, Chordata, Mammalia, Rodentia, Cricetidae.
GCUAGUGAGCUGUGCGCUCUCAAUCUCUGCGCCCCGACUGGGAAUUGAGCAUAAACAUGAAGGGCCCCGACAAGGAGUCUACGAAGAAUGAAGAUCAAGAGAGAGAAGCAGCGGCCACUGCGAGUCAGGCAGAGACCCUAGAGGCCAAGAAUUUCUGCACCGCAGAUUCACACGUUGCUCUGGAAGCAGAAGGCACCCAUGGGCUUGGAGAACAGGUCAUGGCUACCCUCUAUCUGGAGUCUUGCCAGGCCCAUAGUGUUGUGCCAGCUUCUCGUCUUCUGCGCCAAGGGAGUGCCUCUGAAUUGAGCCUUCGGCACCGUGGCCUGGGGCCCCAGGGUGUCCGGGCUCUGGCUUCCACGUUGACUUCUAAUCUCUACAUCAAGCGCCUGGAUCUUCGGGAUAAUGGGCUCUGCGGGGCUGGGGCAGAGGCUUUGGCCAAUGUCCUGUGUAAGAACAGCAUUAUCUCUGAUGUGGACCUGUCCGAGAACCAGAUUGGAGCUGCAGGGCUCCGGGCUCUCUGCACUGCCCUGGCCUUAAACCCCGCUGUGCAGAAGAUGCAACUGGGAGGGAAUGGGCUGGAGGAAAAGGCCGCCCAGCACCUCGCUUCUCUUCUGCUGCUCCACACGGGCCUGAGAUCCCUAGAUCUCAGCUAUAAUCAGCUCAACGACCUGGCAGGAGAGAUCCUUGGACCUGCCUUAGCAGAAAACACAGGACUCACAGAGCUUAACCUCAGUUGGAAUCACCUUCGAGGUCCAGGAGCCGUUGCAUUUGCCAAGGGCCUGGAGGCAAAUAUCUUCUUGAAAGUCCUAGAUAUCUCUCAUAAUGGCUUUGGAGACUCUGGAGCCUCUGCAAUAGGCGAGGCCCUCAAGGCCAACAACGUGUUGGAAGAACUGAACAUGAGAAACAACCGAAUCUCCAUGGCAGGGGCCCUGAGGUUGGGACUGGGACUGCAAGUCAACCAGACACUGCGGAUUCUUAUUAUUUCCAAGAAUCCCAUUCGAAGUGAAGGAUAUGUCAGUCUCCUGAAGUCCAUCCGGAACAACAGAUCAUCUGCCCUGGAACUGCUGGACCUCUCUGAUAUACAAGUGAACAGAGAGUGUGAUGACCUCGCUAACUCAGUGAACACAAUUCUUCCAGGACUUUGUAUAAAGAAUAACAUAUCCAGAAGAAAAGACUGGCCAUCAGCCUCCACACCUUCCCAGACAGCAUCUGCCCCAAGUGCCUCUGGUCUCAUCUCUAGUAUGCCACUGUAAUGUCCACACUGCUGCCCAUUCGAUAUACUAUGUGCUCUAUGGCAUCUGCCAUAUUCUGGGCUUCAUUUGCUAUGGCUCCUUCAUUCAACCAAAAAAACCUCCCAUGAAUAAUGUGGACGUAAGGACAAUGAUGUCGCUGUCAUCCAGGUGUUCCUGUUCUGGUGACCCUGUCAGACGAAAUAUAAGGAGAGAUGCCAAUGGAAUUCCCAAACUCUCGAGAAGGCAAACAGUCACAACCACUGGAAGGCAAGUUUCCAUUGCAUUCCAGACUGUCAAAUCACCAUGUGCUGCAGGCUAGUCCACUGACUAAUCUGCUCUACAGACAUAGUCAGAGCUGCACAGAAAGCCUGUGCUGACCGCCCAGGUGUGUGACUCAGCAAGCAGAGUGUGUGCCUAGCAUACAGAAAACCCUGGGUUUGAUUCCGCAGCACCAUAGAAAGAAGCACAGUUAUGCAUGCCUAUGAUUUGAGCACUUCAGAAGUGUAGGCAGGAGAAACAGAAAUUCAAGGCCAUCCUCCACAACAUAGUUGAGUUUGAGGCCAGCCUGACAUAAGACCCUGUCUCAAAAAAGAAAAAUAAAAAAGAUGUUUAUAGAGAUGGUGGCACUAAGCUUUAUCAAAAUUCUUUACUAUAUUUACUAAAACCCUUCAAUCAUCAAAAUCCUAUUUUAACUGACACUAUUAUUAUAUAACAUUAUUGCUUCAGUUAAGCAAUACCACUUAUGAGGAAAUCAUCUUCAUAAUAAUCCACAGGUUAAAAACACCCAGUAGAAUGGGCUUUCUCCAAGAGAUGGUUAUACUGCAUUAAGGGCAGUGGGGUCUGUCUCCCCAUGCCCAUCCACACCAUGUCAGAUACCAGAGAAAAAUGGCAGCAGUAAACACACAAAGACAGAGCAAUAGCAAGAAGCAUUCUGGAGCUGCAAGUCCAAGGGUCUUCUUGCCUAUCCAGGAUUCACUGAUCAAAGUUUUGUUUUCUAGUGGGUCGAUCCCCUGAAGUCCAUUGCCAUCUGCUGCUCCGACAUGGCCACUGGCACGUGGGUGUAAUUUGGCAGAAUCAUUACGUGGAAAGGCAAAUCCAUAAUCAGAAUAAGUAUCUACUUCAGUAAGGACAAAGCAUUGCCUUCCCACAGAGGAAGUGGCCCAGUGUAGUCAGCCUGCCACCAGAUUGCUGGCUGGUCACCCUGGGAAGGUGCCAGGUUAGGGACUGUGUUGAUCUCUGGCAGAUGGGCACCCAGCCGCAGCUGCAGUCAGAUUAGUCUUGCUGAGUGGGAGUCCAUGUCCUCAGACCAUGCAUAAAUCCCAUCUCUGAUACCAUGAUCCCCUUUGGGGGCCAAAUGGUCAAUGGCAGAGAUGUUGGGGAAAGAGACUGACUGUCCACAGCAUGAGUCAUCCUACUCAAUUACUGAACUUCUCAGCUGAAGUCACCUUUGAUAAGUGUUUACAUGGGACACAAGUAUCUUCACAUCCUUCACCCUUUUAGAGAGAUCUAUUUACACACUUCUUCUCCAAAAAUCUUUCUUACCAAUUUUCCAGUCAUGCCUUUUCCAAGUCCCUGACCAUCCAGGCAAUCCAUUGCCUACAGCCUGUGAACAAUCACACAUCUGGUCAUUUCUCCUUCCAACCAAAAUGUAUGACCAUGUGUACUGCCUGAAGUUCUGCCCACAGUGAAGAUGUGUGGCCUUAAGGUUGUCCCAGAAAGGGGUUAUAAUGCUGCAGCUGUCCACUUCUGGUUGGUGCCUGCAUAGCACGCAGAACUAUCAGUGAACCAGGCCCUAGUCUUCUUUUUCUGUCAACUAACCAUAGGGUUACAUGAGGCUGCAGGUGCAUGCUGGAAGCAGACAGCAUUGUAGCUGGCGUAGAAAACAUAGGCAUUUGGGCAACUUCUUCAUGCAACUUCCUUGUGUCUUCAGGACCUGCCUGGGCCUGAUCACAUCUAUAUCACUUCAGUUUGCUUGCCAUAGAGUGCUGCUGUACAUGUCCUCCUUUAUGGCUUGAUGGGUCAGAUGAUACCCAGAUCACAAUGAGCAGCUCAGGUUGCAUGGUAACUUGGUGACCCAUUGUCAAAGGUUCAGUUUCCACUAAGGCCCAAUAGCAGGACAAGAACUGAUGGGGAACCUCCUUCAGCCAAUGGCCUUUGAGAGGCUGGGCCAGGUUGGACAUGGCCUUGGGUAUCAAAAAGGUCUGUGCUCCUGCACACCCACACCCAUGCUCUCUCUCUACUCUCUCAUCUGGAUGCUGGAUUCGGUUCUGGUCCCCCUUUUGUGCAGAGGACUGUGAGUCCCCCUAAAUAAAGAACCCCUUGUUAUACUUGUUAUACUUAAUUCUGAGUUAGUGUGGAAUUAAUUUAUUCACGUUCUCCUAUGUCUGGUCCCCAACGUGGGGCUGACCAAUUUACCCUGAAAUGCACAGAAGUGUGGCCAGGUAUACAAGGGAGUACGUGAGGAACCCCGCAAGAAAACUGCACCACAGGUGGAGAGGUGACUAAUGAGCACUCGGAAAUAAACAGAAGAUAAUAAAAAAGGAAAGAGAAAGGUGGGGAAAAAAUUAGGAGUAAAACUGUAAACGGUUGUAAAUAUGGGACAAGGAAAGAGCAUUCAACUAUUGGUACAGUUGCUUGGAUGUAUUUUGAUAGCUAGAGGAGCUAAAGUGGAGCAGAAACAAAGGCAAAGAUAUUUAGAGUUUGUAAAUAUUAUAUUCCCGCCCCUGCGCUGGCGGUAUAUCUGCUGCCGCCUUCAGGCUGCUCUGGGUCUUGGGGAGAUCAAAGUGAGGGCUCACCUUAGCCUCUGCAAGUGGUGGCACUGUGAUCAACGUCACAGCCUCUACUGCUGCUGAUCGGGUGGGAAGAGGAAAGGGAAUGUGGCGUUUGGCCUAGGUUACCACUGAGAUUGUGGUAGUCCACACACACACACACACACACACGCUGUAGCCAACUGAGUCUGACCCACACUGUGUGGUGGAGCCAGGAAAGGCAGGAGACAAUGAAAGUUUAAAGGGAGUAUGUAUAUCCCACAGUCAGUGCCCAGAGCUGGUGACUAAAAAUACCUAGAGGCUAAUUGACCCAUGAGCCAAGUAGCCUAUAUGGAUAAAUACAUGGCUUUUAACAGAAGAGAGAAUUCAGAAAAUCUCCUAAUCUUGUGAUUACAAGAUGUAAAAUAAAAAAACAAGGAUAGUAAAAAUCGGCGUGGCUUGUGGUGCCAGGCUGCAGUCUCAGAGCCGCCACAAUGGCAGACACCUGUACUUAAAACAUUUUGUAUAUUGAUACAAUUUUAGGAUAUGUUUAUCAUAUUGCACUAUACAUUUCUGGUAAAGAUAGUUAUACAUUGUUUACAUUUUAAGGUAAUUGUCCUCAUUUGCUGCAUAGUUGUUUAAAGAUUGUUUAAUAUCUAAUAUAAAAUCUUAGUCUUUAAGCUAUACAGGUAUUAAGUAUUAUAGGUCAAUAGUCAUCCAUGUUUGCCAUACUUAUAGUUAGACUAAUCAGGCUCUUUAGAUGCAUAGCGAUUAUAUUCUGUAUAGAUAGGUAAUCUUCAACCACUUCAAAGAACUGUAGAAUAUGGCUUAGGGUUCUGUCAAUGUGCAACACAAUGCUCCUGGCAGCACCAAUCUAUUCCCCAGAGAAUGUUGAGUAAUGAAGACACUCCACUUGGAGCUUGUUUUCUUCCUGGCACAACUGGUCUUUGGGCAAGGGACUGCUCAUACCUCAACCACUGACAAAAUGCACAGUGUCCUAAUUGGACAAGCAGGAUACAAGAAAAAAGACUGCCAAACCUUGCUAAAACAGAGUGAGACGGUUUUGAAAUUUUUCCUGCCUCUGAAAAUGGUCUGUCAGUUAAUCUAGGCCUUAGCCAAAGUUGGUUGCUACAAUGUUACAAAUGAGACUUUGGGUGAUUGCCCAGGUAGCCAGUUGUCUCUGUCAUUUAUUGUACAUUUUGGAAGCUGCUUGCUUGCACUUCCUACCUAUUCAAGUGAUAUUAUCUUCCUUCUCAGGUCUUUGAUGGGGUUAAAGACUAGAUAGUCAUAGUUACUUUCUUCUUAUGACUUUGCCAAGCCAAUUCCAAUACAAGACUUAGACUCCUUAGGAUAGAAUAAUUAUUGAAACAUUUAGCGUAUGUUUCUUAAUUGUUUAUGCUGGUUGUAAUUCUAAUUUUUAUACUUGAUAUCUGUUCUUAUUGUAUAUAGUUUUGUAUAUACUCUUAUUUAGACAAAGGGGUUUGGAACUCUUUUUUUUUAAUAUUUAUUUAUUAUGUAUAGAAUAUUCUGUGUAUAUGCCUACAGGCCAGAAGAGGGCACCAGACCUCAUUACAGAUGGUUGUAAGCCACCAUGUGGUUGCUGGGAAUUGAACUCAGGACCUCUGGCAUAGCAGGCCAUGCUCUUAACCACUGAGCCAUCUCUCCAGCCCUGGAACUCUUAUUUAGACAAAGGGGAAGGUUAUGGGGAACCUCCUUCAGCCAAUGGUCUUUGAGAGGUUGGAUCAGGUUGGGUCUGGUCUUGGGUAUCAAAAAGGUACGUGCUCAUGCGCCCACUCUCUCUCUGCUCUCUCGCCUGGAUGCUAGAUUCAGUUCCUGUUCCCUGUUUGUGGGGAAGACUGUGAUC